Dovyalis caffra is the source of this 972-nucleotide messenger RNA. The record is from the annotation of a GenBank genome assembly. Lineage: Eukaryota; Viridiplantae; Streptophyta; Magnoliopsida; Malpighiales; Salicaceae.
AUGGCAUCUCCACACCCAAACCUGGAGCUCCGACCCUUGGGAAAUACGGGUCUCAAACUUAGCUGCGUCGGCUUUGGAGCUUCCCCACUUGGCAGCGUCUUCGGCCCUGUCUCUGAACACGACGCAAUCUCCUCUGUGCGCGAAGCCUUCCGCCUUGGCAUCAAUUUCUUCGACACCUCUCCGUAUUAUGGAGGGACGUUGUCAGAGAAGAUGCUUGGUAAGGGACUUAAAGCUCUAGGAGUUCCUAGAAAUGAAUAUAUUGUCUCCACAAAGUGUGGAAGGUAUGUGGAGGGCUUUGAUUUUAGUGCUGAGAGAGUGACUAGGAGUAUUGAUGAGAGCUUGGCAAGAUUGCAGUUGGAUUAUGUUGAUAUACUUCAAUGCCAUGAUAUUGAAUUUGGGUCUCUUGAUCAGAUAGUGAAUGAAACAAUCCCUGCGCUACAGAAACUAAAGGAAGCAGGGAAGAUUCGUUUUAUCGGUAUAACUGGGCUGCCGUUAGGUGUAUUUACAUAUGUUCUUGAUCGAGUGCCGCCUGGCACGGUUGAUGUUAUCCUGUCUUAUUGCCACUACAGUAUUAAUGAUUCUACAUUGGGGGAUUUAUUGCCUUACUUGAAGAGCAAAGGUGUAGGUGUAAUUACUGCCUCUCCACUUGCUAUGGGGUUACUGACUGAGAAUGGCCCCCCGGAGUGGCAUCCAGCUUCUCUUGAACUGAAGUCUGCAUGUCAAGCUGCUGCGGCCUUCUGUAAAGAGAAGGGGAAGAAUAUUUCCAAGAUAGCAAUGCAAUACAGUUUGUCAAAUAAGGAUGUUUCAUCCGUGCUGGUUGGCAUGAACUCUGCUAGACAGGUUGAGGAGAAUGUUUCUGCUGCUACGGAACUUGCUACGUUUGGCAAGGAUCAGGAAACGUUAGCAGAAGUUGAAGCAAUUCUGAGCCCUGUGAAGAAUCAAACUUGGCCUAGUGGAAUCCAACAGAGCUGA